CGCGGCCAUGCAGUACCCACACCCCGGGCCCGCGGCGGCGGCGGGCGCCGUCGGGGUCCCGUUAUACGCGCCCACGCCGCUGCUGCAGCCCGCGCACCCGACGCCCUUCUACAUCGACGACAUCCUGGGCCGCGGGCCCAGCGCGCCCAGCCCCGCGCCCACGCUGCCGUCCCCCAACUCCUCCUUCACCAGCCUCGUGUCCGCCUACCGGACCCCCGUGUACGAGCCCACGCCGCUCCACCCCGCCUUCUCGCACCACUCCACCGCCGCGCUGGCCGCCGCCUACGCGCCCGGCGGCUUCGGGGCGCCCCUGUACCCCUUCCCGCGGACGGUGAACGACUACGCGCACCCCUUGCUCCGCCACGACCCCCUGGGCAAACCUCUGCUCUGGAGCCCAUUCUUGCAGAGACCUCUGCAUAAAAGGAAAGGGGGCCAGGUGAGGUUCUCCAACGACCAGACCAUCGAGCUGGAGAAGAAGUUUGAGACGCAGAAGUACCUUUCACCCCCCGAGAGGAAGCGACUGGCCAAGAUGCUGCAACUUAGUGAGAGACAGGUCAAAACCUGGUUUCAGAAUCGACGCGCUAAAUGGAGAAGACUUAAACAGGAGAACCCGCAAAGCAAUAAAAAAGAAGAACUGGAAAAUUUAGACAAUCCAUGCAACCAGAGGCAAGACGUGCCCAGUGAACAGAGUCAAGGUGCUUUGGAGAGCUCGCAAUGUGCUCUCUCCCCAGCCUCCCCAGAAGAUCUCGAGUCUGAGAUUUCUGAGGAUUCAGACCAGGAAGUGGACAUUGAAGGGGAUAAAGGUUAUUUUAAUGCAGGGUGAUGACCCCUAACAUUACCAUCUGCAUGAAACUGAAACUCAAUUCGGGAAUAACAUUUGCUCCAGAAAAUCUCCAUGAUGAGCCAGAAUAUUUUAUGAGAAAGGGAAUUUUCUGCCGUUUUGAAAACCAAAAUAUCUGGUGUACUGGCUGAAUAGCAUACAUGGAAACCUUAACAUUGCCUUAAGAAAUGAUUUAUGUACUUGAUUUUUGGUUUUGUGAUAAAUCGACUCACUGACUAAAUGUGCCCUCCCUUUUGUGAAGGAUUUUUUUUCUAUUUAUAUAAAGUAAUUUUGGA
Molecule: messenger RNA, 1116 nt
Organism: Suncus etruscus (white-toothed pygmy shrew)
Lineage: Eukaryota; Metazoa; Chordata; Mammalia; Eulipotyphla; Soricidae
Gene: HHEX
Product: hematopoietically expressed homeobox
Exons: 4
Coding region: 8-823 (271 amino acids)
Biological process (GO): cell differentiation; regulation of transcription by RNA polymerase II
Molecular function (GO): RNA polymerase II cis-regulatory region sequence-specific DNA binding; DNA-binding transcription factor activity, RNA polymerase II-specific
Source: RefSeq, a predicted model, not a curated record